This is a messenger RNA of Thamnophis sirtalis, 8954 nucleotides long. The record is from RefSeq and is a predicted model, not a curated record. NCBI's taxonomy places the organism in Eukaryota, Metazoa, Chordata, Lepidosauria, Squamata, Natricidae.
CUGAAGGAGGUAGAUCUUUGUUAUAUAGAAUAGAAUGGCUCAGGCCUUAAUGGCUCCAUUGACAAAGGAGGGAUGAGCUUCUGCCUUCCUUUUAGGGGAAAUAUUCUGCCCUUUUAAUAUAAUCUGGGGGACGGGUGGGUGCUACCUUCCUACAAGUGGAUUUGCUUCUUUGUCUCCCUAAAGGUGUGUUUAACUGGCACGCCUUGCCUAAGGAGCACCAUUAUUUCCAUCAGCUUUAUUAAGUUUUAUUGUUCACACACACACAGAUAUUAGAUUGCAAGCUCUUUGGGCCAGAUAUUUGAAUUUUAAGCCAUUUAUGUGUUAAAUUGCUAACACAAAAUAUUAAUAAGCUCAUGUGUUGGAUGAUUUCAAAACACAUCCAAGAAGUUCAAACUUUUUUUUAAAAAAACAACCCACUUUUGCCCAUAGAAACCCUAGAGGAGCGAGGGCGCCUGCGCAGCUGCGCCCUCGAGAUAAAGUCGCUGAGUCACCUUUCUGCGCACGCGCCCUCCCGCACCUAACCGGGAAACGAAAUUGAUAUUGCGCCCCCGGCGUUCCUUUGGCUUCCUCUCCAUGCGGGGGCGGAAGAACGGUCGGAAAUAGCCGCGGGGCGUUCUAGCCGUCCGUGCCGGAAGUCUCUGCCGCGCUUCUGUGAGGCGAACCUGCAGUCCCCUUGUGAAGGCUCAAUUUUACUUCUGGACGUUGGGAGCCUGGAAGUCGGUUGAUAAUAACGAAAAAAGCGCCCAAUUUAUUCUUUAGGGCCGUUGGUUGUUUCCCCCCCCUCAGAGAACAGACCGGUGUCGUUGGGGGGGGGCGGAGUUUCAACCUGAAUCAGCGGUCGGUCGACGUCAUUUCCCCCGCGACCCGGAAGCGCUUUCCCCGGCCUCUGGUGUCUUUGCCUCAGCAACUCUAACGCUACUGGAAGCAGAACUGAGGAGAGUCGGCGGCAAGAUGGCGGCGUCGGGGGGCGUCGGCGGCGGGCCCGGGUCUUCGGAGCGGGAUCCCGGCUGGGAGGUGGCGGUGCGGCCGCUGCUGUCGGCCUCCUACUCGGCCUUCGAGAUGCGCGAGCUGCCGCAGCUGCUGUCCGCCGUCAUUGAGAGUGAGUCGGAAAUCCUGCACCACGACAAACAAUACGAGCCUUUCUACUCCUCUUUUGUUGCGCUUGCAACGCACUACAUCACCACGGUGUGUGGAGUAGUACCUCGGAACCAGCUGCAGUCUGUAGCAGCUGCCUGCAAAGUACUGAUUGAAUUCUCCCUGUUGCGACUUGAAAACCCAGAUGAGGCCUGCGCUGUCUCACAGAAACACCUGAUCCUGCUGAUCAAGGGGCUGUGCACUGGCUGCAGCCGCCUGGACCGGACAGAGAUCAUCACUUUCACAGCGAUGAUGAAGUCGGCCAAGCUGCCCCAGACAGUGAAGACCCUCUCGGACGUGGAGGAUCAGAAAGAGCUGGCUUCUCCUGUCAGGCCUGAACUGCGCCAGAAGGAGGUGCAGAUGAACUUCCUCAAUCAGUUGACCUCUGUCUUCAAUCCCAAAAUGGCCCUGUCGCCAAUGACGAUGCUGCAGGCUCAGGGGGAAGGGGAAGGUGAAGAGCAGACUGCCACAGACCAAUCCUCCACAACCAAAACCAAGAGCAUAUUUGUUGCCCAGAACGUGGCCAGCUUGCAAGAACUCGGCGGUUCUGAAAAGCUGCUGCGCGUCUGCUUGAACCUUCCGUACUUCCUACGCUAUAUUAACCGCUUCCAGGACGCCGUGUCAGCCAAUUCUUUCUUCAUCAUGCCGGCUACUGUUGCUGAUGCCACAGCAGUCCGUAACGGGUUCCAUUCCCUGGUGAUUGACGUCACCAUGGCCCUGGACACGCUUUCCCUCCCCGUCCUGGAACCUCUGACCCCCGCCCGCUUGCAGGACGUGACCGUUCUCGCCCUCAGCUGCCUCUAUGCAGGGGUCAGCGUGGCCACCUGCAUGGCCAUCCUACACGUGGGCACCACCCAGCAAGUUCGCACGGGCUCCACCAGCUCCAAAGAAGAGGACUACGAAAACGAUGCUGCCAUCAUUGUACAGAAAUGCUUGGAAAUCUACGACAUGAUCGGCCAAGCCAUCAGCAGUUCCCGCCGGGCAGGUGGGGAGCACUACCAGAACUUCCAGCUCCUCGGGGCCUGGUGUCUGCUGAACAGCUUAUUCCUCAUCUUGAACCUCAGCCCGACCACCCUGGCCGACAAGGGGAAAGAGAAGGACCCCCUGGCAGCCCUUCGGGUCCGGGAUAUCAUUGUGCGGUCCAAAGAGGGUGUGGGGUCUCCCAAACUUGGACCUGGCAAAGGGCAUCAGGGGUUUGGCAUCCUCUCCGUCGUCCUGGCCAAUCACGCCAUCAAGCUCCUCACUUUGCUCUUUCAAGACCUUCAUGUGGAGGCCCUUCAGAAGGGCUGGGACACAGACGGCCCUCCGGCCGUUCUGAAUAUCAUGGCCCAGAGUACAUCGAUCCAGAGGAUUCAACGCUUGAUCGAGUCGGUGCCUCUUGCCAACCUGCUGUUGACCUUGCUCUCCACGGCGUAUCGGAAGGCUUGCGUCCUGCAGAGACAACGAAAGGGGUCCAUGAGCAGCAACGUCAGCGCCUCCACAGACUCCAACACCUACUACGAAGACGACUUCAGCAGCACGGAAGACAGCAGCCAAGACGACGACAGUGAGCCCAUCCUUGGUCAGUGGUUCGAAGAGACCAUCUCCCCCAGCAAGGAGAAGGUGGCCCCUCCUCCCCCUCCUCCCCCACCCCCUCUGGAGAGCUCCCCCCGGGUGAAGAGCCCCAACAAGCAGUCGGCAGGAGAAAACGGGAACAUCCUGGCCAGUCGCAAAGACCCGGAAUUGUUCUUAAACCUGGCUUCCAAUAUCCUCAACUUCCUAACGUCCUCCAUGCUGGACUCGAAGAACAAUUUCAUUCGCAACUACCUGAGCGUCUCUCUGACGGAGCAGCACAUGGCCACUCUGGCCAGCAUCAUCAAAGAAGUGGACAAGGACGGGCUCAAAGGGACCUCCGAGGAAGAAGAGUUUGCGGCUGCACUGUACCAUUUCAACCAUUCCUUGGUGACCUCUGACCUCCAGUCUCCGACCUUGCAGGUGAUUCUGGCUCGGCCGGUUCUGAUCCAGAAUUUGCCGUCAUUCGUCCAGUCACUGUGCGAAUCCUGGAACAGCAUCCAUACCAACGAGUUCCCCAACAUUGGGUCUUGGCGCAACGCCUUUGCCAACGACACCAUCCCGGCCGAGAGCUACAUCAGCGCUGUUCAAGCCGCCCACCUGGGCACCCUGUGCAGUCAGAGCCUUCCCUUGGCGGCCUCCUUGAAGCACACCCUCCUCUCAUUGGUCAGGCUCACCGGAGACCUUGUGGUCUGGUCCGAUGACCUAAACCCCCCCCAGGUGAUCCGCACGCUGCUGCCUCUCCUGUUGGAGACCAGCACGGAGAGCGUGGCCGAGAUGAGCAGCAAUUCACUGGAGCGGAUCCUGGGCCCAGCUGAGUCGGAUGAGUUCCUCUCACGGGUCUACGAGAAGCUGAUCAUGGGCUGCUACAACAUUCUGGCUAACCACUCCGACCCGAACAGCGGCCUCGAUGAAGCCAUCUUGGAGGAAUGUCUGCAACAUCUGGAGAAACAGCUGGAGAGCAGCCAGGCCCGGAAAGCCAUGGAGGAUUUUUUUGCGGAGAGCGGAGAGCUAGUCCAGAUCAUGAUGGCGACUGCCAACGAGAACCUCUCGGCCAAGUUCUGCAACCGGGUUCUGAAAUUCUUCACCAAGCUCUUCCAGCUAACCGAGAAGAGCCCAAACCCCAGCCUUCUGCGCUUGUGUGGCUCCUUGGCCCAGCUGGCGUGUGUUGAGCCUGCGCGCCUCCAGGCCUGGUUGACCCGUAUGACCACCUCUCCCCCCAAGGAGACUGACCAGCUGGAGAUGGUGCAGGAGAACCGGCAGCUGCUCCAACUCCUGACCACUUACAUUGUGCGGGAGAACAGCCAAGUCGGCGAGGGAGCCUGCACCGUCCUCCUGAGUACCCUGAUUCCCAUGGCUACCGAGAUGCUGGCAAAUGGAGAUGGGACCGGCUUUCCGGAGCUUAUGGUGGUCAUGGCGACCUUGGCUGGCGCCGGACAAGGAGCUGGUCACCUCCAGCUGCAUAGUGCAGCCCUGGACUGGCUGGGGAGAUGCAAGAAAUAUUUGUCUCAGAAGAAUGUGAUUGAGAAAAUGAACGCCAGUGUCAUGCACGGAAAGCAUGUGACCAUCCUGGAAUGCACCUGCCACAUCGUCUCCUACCUGGCCGACGUCACCAAUGCCCUGAGCCAGAGCAACAGCCAGGGCACCAGCCACCUCUCGGUUGACGGAGAAGAGCGGGCCAUCGAAGUGGACUCCGAUUGGGUGGAGGAAUUGGCUGUGGAGGAGGAGGACUCGCAGGCCGAAGAUUCGGACGAAGACUCUCUCUGCAACAAACUUUGCACCUUUACCAUCACACAGAAGGAAUUCAUGAACCAGCACUGGUAUCACUGCCACACCUGUAAGAUGGUGGACGGUGUCGGCGUCUGCACCGUCUGCGCCAAGGUUUGCCACAAGGACCACGAGAUUUCGUACGCCAAAUACGGAUCGUUCUUUUGCGACUGCGGAGCCAAGGAAGAUGGCAGCUGCCUGGCCCUGGUGAAGAGGACUCCCAGCAGCGGCAUGAGCUCUACCAUGAAGGAGUCAGCCUUCCAAAGCGAGCCACGCGUCUCGGAGAGCGUCCGCCAUUCCAGCACCUCGCCCACCGACAAGUCCAAGUCAUCCGCCAGUGAUGUCCGAGGGAGUGACGAAGACAAGCCCAAGAAGAGCACCCUCUGCAGGAACGUGGAAGGAUGUCGGGAGCAGCUACAGGCCCAGGCCAACUUCUCCUUCGCCUCUUUGGUCCUGGACCUGCUCAACUUCUUGAUGGAAGCCAUCCAGAUCAACUUCCAGCAAGCCUCAGCGAUGGGCAGCAGCAGCCGCGCCCAGCAGGCCCUGAACCAGCUGCACACCUUGGACAAGACGGUGGAAAUGACUGACCAGCUGAUGGUGCCGACCCUGGGCUCUCAGGAAGGCGCCUUUGAGAACGUCCGGAUGAACUAUAGCGGGGAUCAAGGCCAGACCAUCCGGCAGUUGAUCAGCGCUCACGUCUUGCGGCGGGUGGCCAUGUGCGUGCUUUCCUCGCCCCACGGACGGCGCCAACACCUGGCAGUCAGCCACGAGAAGGGCAAGAUCACCGUGCUGCAGCUCUCUGCGCUGCUGAAGCAAGCCGAUUCCAGCAAGCGGAAGUUGACGCUGACCCGCCUGGCCUCCGCGCCCGUCCCCUUCACCGUGCUGAGCCUGACGGGGAACCCCUGCAAGGAGGACUAUUUGGCUGUUUGCGGGCUGAAGGACUGCCACGUCCUCACAUUCAGCAGUUCGGGCUCUGUCUCGGAUCACUUGGUGCUCCAUCCUCAGCUUGCCACGGGCAACUUCAUCAUCAAGGCAGUCUGGCUUCCAGGAUCCCAGACAGAACUGGCCAUCGUCACCGCCGACUUCGUGAAGAUCUACGACCUCUCGGUGGACGCCUUAAGCCCCACCUUCUAUUUCCUGCUGCCCAGCUCCAAAAUCCGGGACAUCACUUUCCUCUUCAACGAAGAGAGCAAGAACAUUGUGGUCAUCAUGUCCUCCGCUGGCUACAUCUACCUGCAGCUCAUGGAGGAGGCCAGCAGUGCCCAGCACGGCCCUUUCUACGUCACCAACGUCCUUGAAGUCGCCCACGAGGACCUGAAGGACAGCAAUGGUCAGGUGGCCGGGGGCGGAGUGUCCGUCUACUACUCCCAUGUCCUGCAGAUGCUUUUCUUCAGCUACAGCCAAGGGAAAUCCUUCGCGGCCACCAUCAGCCGAUCUACCUUAGAGGUGCUGCACCUCUUUCCCAUCAACAUCAAGAGUUAUACAUGGCCUAUUUUGAUCCAAGACAUGGUGGCCAUCCGGCACACGGCUUGCAAUGAGCAGCAGCGGACGACCAUGAUCCUCCUCUGUGAGGACGGCAGCCUGCGGAUCUACAUGGCCAACGUGGAGAACACCUCCCACUGGCUCCAGCCCGCCCUGCAGCCCAGCAGCGUCGUCAGCAUCAUGAAGCCCAUCCGCAAACGCAAAGCAGCCGCCAUCCCCACACGCAGCUCCACCCAGGUGAACUUCCCCAUUGACUUCUUUGAACACAACCAGCAGUUGACGGACGUGGAGUUUGGGGGCAACGACCUCCUGCAGGUCUACAAUGCCCAGCAGAUCAAGCAUCGUCUCAACUCCACCGGCAUGUACGUGGCCAACACCAAGCCCGGGGGCUUCACCCUUGAGGUGACCAACAACAACAGCACCAUGGUGAUGACCGGCAUGAGGGUCCAGAUCGGGACACAAGCCAUCGAGAGAGCACCUUCCUACCUGGAAGUCUUUGGCCGCACCUUGCAGCUCAACCUUAGCCGGCCCCGAUGGUUCGAUUUCCCCUUUACUCGCGAGGAAGCCCUGCAGGCCGACAAGAAGCUGACCAUUUUCAUCGGGGCCUCCGUGGACCCCGCCGGAGUCACCAUGCUUGACGCCGUCAAGAUCUACGGCAAGACCAAGGAGCAGUUUGGUUGGCCGGAUGAACCCCCGGAAGACUUCCCGUCGGCAUCCGUGAGCAGCGUCUGUCCCCCAAAUCUGAAUCAAGGAAACGGGGCCGGAGACACGGAGUCGGCCACCCCUGCAGCCGUGGGCGGCACCGUCUUGGAGAGUCCUGACACUGAAUCCUUAACCACCCUGGACCGGUUAGUAUCCUGCCUCUCUCUGCACGAAUGGUUUUAUGAGAAGACCAAAGCUGCCACUCAGGAAUUGGCCACCAUGCUGCUGUCCACACCGGCCCCUUCCAGUGUCCAGCAGCAGACAAAGAGCCUGUUGGCCAGCCUCCACGCCAGCCGCUCGGCUUACCACAACCACAAGGAUCAGGCCCUGCUGAGCAAAGCCAUCCAGUAUCUUACCACCUCGAACAGAGAAGGGAAGGACCUGGAACCGGAGGUUUUUCAGAGGCUGGUCAUCACGGCGCGCUCCAUCGCCAUCAUGCGGCCGAAUAACCUGGUCCAUUUCACGGAGUCGAAGUUUCCGUCUCUGGAAACAGAAAGCAUUGAAGAAGGGCAGGAGGCUGCAAAGGCCCCAGAAGGAGAAGGGUGCAGCUUUAUUACCCAGCUGGUCAACCAUUUCUGGAAACUCCAUGCCUCGAAACCCAAGAAUGCCUUCCUGGCGCCUGCUUGCCUGCCAGGGCUGACCCACGUCGAGGCCACUGUCAACGCCCUCAUAGACAUCCUCCAUGGAUAUUGCAUCUGCGAGCUGGACUGCAUCAACGUCGCCUCCAAAAUCUACAUGCAGAUGUUGCUGUGCCCGGAUCCGGCUGUGAGCUUCUCUUGCAAGCAAGCGCUGAUCCGAGUGCUGAGGCCCAGGAACAAGAGGAGACACGUAACCUUGCCUUCAUCCCCUCGAAGCAACACCCCCAUGGGAGACAAAGAUGAUUAUGACGACGACGAUGCCGAUGACAAGAUGCAGACCUCCGGCCUGCCCAGCGGGGAGGACAUUCGGCAGGAGAGCCAGGAACAAAACGAAGUGGACCACGGAGACUUUGAGAUGGUGUCCGAAUCGAUGGUCUUGGAAACCGCUGACAACGUGAACAACGGGAACCCGUCUCCCCUGGAGGCUCUCCUGGCUGGGGCUGAGGGCUUCCCCCCCAUGCUGGACAUCCCCCCCGAUGCUGACGACGAAACCAUGGUCGAACUGGCCAUUGCCUUGAGCCUGCAACAGGACCAGCAGGGUGAGAAGAGGCCGAACAACUUUCUUUGCAGAAAUGUAAUUUUCUUUCAUUGUUUUAACAUUUUGCCGCCCGCGCAGACAUUUUUAUGUGCAAAUGAGCACACUCACGGAACCGGCAGUCAUGCCGGAAGCAACCCAUCCUUGGGCUUCGCCGUUUGGUCUGCCAAAGGAAGAGUGCCAGGGUCCCUUCACAUGCUCUCUCUCUAUCUCCCGCAGUCGUCGUCCUUGAUUUCGAGCGCUACCGCGGCUGCUUUGCUGAGCUCCGGAGCUGUGGACUAUUGCCUUCACGUCCUGAAGUCCCUGUUGGACUAUUGGAAGAACCAGCAGAACGACGAGGAGCCCGUGCCCACCAGCCAGCUCCUGAAGCCCCAUACCACCGCCUCUCCGCCCGACAUGAGCCCUUUCUUUCUGCGACAGUAUGUCAAGAUGGAGCACCUGAAGGCCUGUGCCGAAAUUGCCACCCAGCGCACGGUCAACUGGCAAAAAUUCUGCAUCAAAGACGAUUCUGUCCUCUAUUUCCUCCUGCAAGUCAGCUUCCUGGUCGACGAGGGCGUCUCGCCCGUCCUCCUGCAGCUGCUCUCCUGCGCCCUCUGUGGCAGCAAGGUCCUCUCUGGGUCGUCUUCGGCAGGGUCUUCGGGCACUUCAGUCCCCGGAGGAUCCAGCUCAGGCCAGCCGUCCGGGCAAAGCAAAUCCUCCACCAAGAAGAGCAAGAAGGAAGACAAGGAGAAGGAGCGAGAGGGAGACGGCUCCUCGGGCAGCCAGGAAGACCAGCUCUGCACCGCUCUGGUGAACCAGCUGAACAAAUUUGCCGACAAGGAGACUCUGAUUCAGUUCCUGCGCUGCUUCCUGCUGGAAUCCAACUCGUCGUCCGUGCGUUGGCAGGCCCACUGUCUGACUCUGCACAUCUACCGGAACUCCAACAAGUCCCAGCAAGAGCUGCUACUGGACCUGAUGUGGUCGAUCUGGCCCGAACUGCCCGCCUACGGGCGGAAGGCAGCCCAGUUUGUGGAUCUCCUGGGCUACUUCUCUCUAAAAACCCAGCAGACAGAGAAAAAGUUCAAGGAAUAUUCCCAGAAGGCUGUGGAGAUCCUCAGGAUGCAGAACCACAUCCUCACCAAUCACCCCAACUCCAACAUCUACAA